AUGAAGAUGUUUGAGACUCAAAUAGGUCAAAUGGCCACAGCCAUCAGCAAGCUUCAACAGUCGAGGAAUUUCUCAAACAAUGCCAAGGUGAACCCGAAGGAGCAGUGCAUGGCCAUUGGAUUGAAGAAUGCAGCCACAGCUGAAGGCAGCUAUGAAUCUCAUGAGACGAGGGAUGAGUCAAAGAAGAACGAUGAAGGGGGUCGACGAGUUCCACCUCCAUAUCGUCCUCCCGGAUGGAUGCCGUUUCCCCAACGUCAUUACAAGAUUGUCGAUUUGCCAAGCGGAAAUACACAAGAAGGGCCCAAGAUGGCCGAGGAUGAGAGCGCACCGCCAGUUGUGGAGGAUAAAGCUGAGGAAGUCACUAUUGAGGUUUCUGGCAAAAAGAAGGAUGAAAAGAAGAAAGCUGCUUCACCAGCAACUGUGACUUCCAUUCCCUCAGCACCAUCAGAAAGAGAGAGUGAAGGAGCAAUUCUCCAAGUUCUUAGAGAUCUUCAAGAAGGUUCACAUCAACAUCCCGUUAGUGGAGGCGUUACAGGAGAUGCCGCAGAGUUCGAGAAGGCACUCUGCGAUCUGGGGGCGAGUACUAAUCUCAUGCCUCUAUCUAUCUUUCAACAGCUGGCAAUUGGGGAGGUGAAGCCUACAUCUAUGAUGCUGCAGAUGGCAGACAGAUCGGUCACUUAUCCACGUGGGAUUGUGGAGGACGUGCUUGUGAAGGUGGGGGAUUUUAUUUUCCCUGCCGACUUUGUGGUGUUAGAUAUAGAGGAUGACAAGAAAAUUCCGCUGAUUUUGGGGCACUCGUUUCUUGCAACGGGAAGAGCUUUAAUUGAUGUGGAGAAAGGAGAGCUCACGCUGCGAGUUCACGAUGAAAGCAAAAAGUUCUCUGUCUAUGAACCAUGCCGCAUCCACAAGGACGAAGUGCCCAAGAAAGCUAAAGAUCCUGGAAAGGACCUAGGUGAUCAGAUUUCUAAGGGAAGAGACAUGGCUGGCAAGAGUGGAGCAAAGCGUAGCUGGUCUCAGCACUGCUUGUACCAACCUCCUUGA
Molecule: messenger RNA, 1041 nt
Organism: Salvia miltiorrhiza (redroot sage)
Lineage: Eukaryota; Viridiplantae; Streptophyta; Magnoliopsida; Lamiales; Lamiaceae
Exons: 3
Coding region: 1-1041 (346 amino acids)
Source: RefSeq, a predicted model, not a curated record